This is a messenger RNA of Necator americanus (New World hookworm), 2877 nucleotides long. RefSeq lists its product as uncharacterized. Lineage: Eukaryota; Metazoa; Nematoda; Chromadorea; Rhabditida; Ancylostomatidae. The transcript has 23 exons. Gene Ontology annotation, molecular function: TFIIIC-class transcription factor complex binding. Gene Ontology annotation, biological process: RNA polymerase III preinitiation complex assembly. Bases 1 to 2877 code for a protein of 958 amino acids. The record is from RefSeq and is a predicted model, not a curated record. Gene Ontology annotation, cellular component: transcription factor TFIIIB complex.
AUGCUUGGAAAUUUCGUAGUCUCCGAAUUUCUUUUCAUUUCUGCUCCGAUGUCUCUCGUCUUAGCUUGGCAAAAAAGGAGAGGAUUCGUUAGUACGGAAAAUGGGUCUUCUGUUUGGUCCACCAUCUCGGCGCUUAGAGGUGGUUGUCGAGUGUCUUCUGAAUGCGUAGAUGAGAUGCUUGCCAGAAGAUCUCGGCUUCAGGUUAAGCCCAACAUUUCUAGAAGCUCUAAGGCAACACCUAAACCAGCCGAAAAUCUUGACGAGUCGGUGGAUGUGUCGUCGAAUGCUGGGAUACCUGCUGAGACUCUACCAGUAGCGGGAACGAGUGCUGAUGCAUCUGUUAAUGAUGGUUCGGCCGUUAUCGACGGUGCGAUUAGCGAAGAGUCCCCGUGCACCGUAACGCAUACUUUGGCCAGAAGGCCACGUCUUCAGGUGAAGCCCAACAUUACCGAAAGUUCCAAAGCUGCGCCUAAGUUUACCGAAAAGCUCGGCGAGUCAGUAAAAGUGCCGUCGAUUGAUGGGACAUCUGCUGAGGUGCCGCCAGCAACCGAAAAUGCAUCUGUUGACAAUAAUUCGGUAAUUCCUGAGGAUGCAGUGAAGGAAGGGUCUUCCUGUGGCACAGCGCAAACACUGGUCAGAAGGUUUCGCCUUCAAGUGAAGCCGAACAUUUCCAAAAAUUCCAAGUCUGGACCCAAACCCGCUGAAAAGCUCGACGAAACAGCUAAUUCGAAAGGGGGGUUAUCGCUUGAAGCCUUAUUAUCAGCAAAAGAUGGUGCUCCUUCAAAUGAUUCUGCCGUUACCGAAAAAGCUAUACCCGAAAGUGGAGAGUUAGGAGAGACUCCAGCGACUGUCAGCUCUUCAACCGCAACGCGCACAGUUUCCGUUGAAGAGGCUGAAAUUGCUUAUGUCGAUCCACUUGCUCCUGAAAAGAGAAUCGCUCAUUCGUACGGAAGUGGAAUCAGAGCACGUGACCGGCUUACGUCAUAUAGCGAUUAUUAUGGACCAUCUACCAAAAGUAAGCUAAAAAAGAGAUUCACUGGUGAUGAGGAGUUGGAUCCGAAGAAAAUGCGAAUGAUGGACAUGAUCUAUUGGAACCCCAAAAAAGAAAAGGGCAUGACGCGAUUUCAUGGUGAUACCGAGUCUGUAGUUGGCGAAAAGCUAUCAUCAUCUCCUGAGAAAAGGGUCACUACCAGUGAGAGCACGAAAUUCGCAGCACCGCAGGUGAAAAUUGGAGCGGAUGGACGUUUGGUCAUUGACGAAGAAAGCUUGGUUGUUGAGGAGACAGCUACGAACGAAUCAGUUUGGGAAACAGUCGAAGAGGAUCGGAUGUUACGGAAGGUCACAUCGCUGUCGUUCCGAAAUCGUAUGUGGCGUAAAGGAACGGCUUGGACAGAGAAAGAGACGGAAUUAUUCUAUGAGAUACUUCGUUGCACUGGACCAGAUUUUGGAUUGAUGCAUGAGUUCUUCCCGACGCGUGCACGUAACGAACUGAAGAGCAAGUUCAAUCGUGAGGAAAGAACAAACUGGGAAAGACUGAAAGAAGUGAUGAGUCGUCCUGCUCUUCUUGAUGACGAUUUGUAUGAGAGAGCUGCUGAGUUACAAAGAGAAAUAGAAGAAGAAGCAUUGGCUAAGAAAAUGAAGAAAGAAACAGAUAAGGGUACUGGGAUGACUUUUAAGCGAAGAAAGAAAAAGCAAGAACCUGACGUUGACGAACCGCAGGAAGACGUUAGUGUGAGGUCGGACCAAUCAGAAGAUCUUGUCGAAGAGGCCUCGCAAAUUAUUCGUGAGAUGGAAAAAGAAAAAAGAAAGAGGAAGGGAAGAAAAAGGAAGCGCAUUCGCUCUGACUGCAGUGAGAGUGAAAGCGAGGGUUUACAAUCGAAUGCUGACGAAGAACCACCUUGUGAAACAGAAUCGAGGAGUAAGAAAGUAAAAAAGCUCUCUGCAAAAGCACAGUCACUUCUCGAUAAAACCCUCAAGAUGUCGAAGUGUAGUGAAGUCUCGCAGGAAAACGAGAACAAAGAUGCUGAAAAGGAACCACAUUUUGAUGGAUAUAACGAAGAGGAUGAUGAUGAAGGCAGCGUUAUAACCAUUGACACUGAUGUUAUUGAAGUCUCGCACUCUUCGAAAUUUUUUGCUAGAAGUCGGCAUGCCCCUCAAAUCACCAGGAUAUCCGAACCAAUUGUUGGAAGAGCUGCUACACCACAAUCUGAAAACGCCUCUACUGAAGCAGCAACAAGAAGUGUUGAUUCGACUGCAACAUCUCCUCAAGAAACCACUGAAGCUGUCAGUGUUGAACACGAUUGUGAAAACCAAGAUGAAGUUGUUCAGAGCGAUGCCCCAGAGUCGUCUAGUGCACCAAAGAAAUCUGCACUGACUCCAAUCCCAAGUGAGGUUGAUCUUUCACGCCCUCGUCGUUUGCUCAAAGGAAGGUCUGCGCGGAAGCCUACUGUACGAUCAGUAUUGCCAAAACGUCAACCUGUUUGUAUAGAAUCAGCAAAAGUGGACAAAGGUAGGAUAGCUCGUGGGUCUGAUAAAGAGUCACUUGCUGAGAACGACAAUCCAGCAGACCAACCUUCCACUUCCAAGUCGCCAGAAAGGAGAACUCGCUCCACUAGGACUGCAAAAGAUUUGGCGAGAAAGUCCUUGUCUGUAGAAGUCGAAGAGCAGCAAAGCCAACAAGAACCUGCGUUCAACGAGAGUGAAGCCGCCAAUAGCAACAAUAAUAAAAGAGAUGCGGACGCAGGAGUGGAGGACUGCACAGCAACUUCAACAUCCACCCCGGCAAAGCAAAAGUCGUUGGAGCCUGAGAACGUGCCGCUGAAACGACCUCAACGUAGCAAGAGAGGAUUUGGUCGGAAAAUUCGAGGAGGUCGAUAG